This is a messenger RNA of Ornithorhynchus anatinus (platypus), 5061 nucleotides long. RefSeq names its product microtubule associated serine/threonine kinase 3 (gene MAST3). Gene Ontology annotation, molecular function: protein binding; protein serine/threonine kinase activity; ATP binding. Lineage: Eukaryota; Metazoa; Chordata; Mammalia; Monotremata; Ornithorhynchidae. The transcript is spliced from 26 exons. The coding region runs from base 221 to 4882 and encodes 1553 amino acids. Gene Ontology annotation, biological process: intracellular signal transduction; peptidyl-serine phosphorylation. The record is from RefSeq and is a predicted model, not a curated record.
CCCGGGAUAAGCGCGCGCCGGUCUCCGGGCCCGGUGCGAGCUGCCCGAGCCCCGGAGGAUGGGAGCGAGCCGGGGCCCGGAGCUCCCGGGGGGGGCGCGGCGGCGGCGGCAGCGGCCGCCCAUCCAGCGGGCCCACGCUUCCGCGGCGCUUUGAUCCAGCCCCUGCGUGUUCCGGGGCCAGGGCAGCUCCCCAUUGGAAUCCUGGACAAAGGCUAGAAGCAUGUCGGACCCCAGCUACUGGACAGCGGUGCUGCCUGGUUACCGGAGCCACCUGGCCAAAGGGGCCCUGCUACAGCGCUCUAAGAGUUGUCGGAGCAGCAACAGGAAGAGCCUGGUAGUAGGCACGCCAUCGCCAACCCUCUCCCGGCCACUGUCCCCGCUCUCGGUGCCAACGGCCGGGAGCAGCCCUUUGGACAGCCCCCGGAAUUUUUCAACCAGCACGUCUAUCAAUUUUCCCUUUGCACGCAGGGCUGAUGGCCGCCGGUGGUCACUGGCGUCACUCCCCUCUUCUGGCUAUGGGACCAACACCCCCAGCUCCACAGUCUCGUCAUCGUCAUCCUCCCAGGAGCGACUCCACCAGCUGCCGUACCAGCCGACCCCUGACGAGCUGCACUUCCUGUCCAAGCACUUCCGCAGCACGGAGAGCGUCACCGACGAAGAUGGGCGCCGGUCACCCUGUAUGCGCCCUCGCUCCAGGAGUCUCAGCCCUGGACGAACAAGUGGAACAUUUGACAAUGAGAUCGUGAUGAUGAACCAUGUCUACAAAGAGCGAUUUCCCAAGGCCACGGCACAGAUGGAAGAGCGGCUGCAGGACAUUAUCACCAACUUCUCUCCAAGCAGCACAUUAGCCCUGGCAGAUGGAGUCCUGGGCUUCAUUCACCACCAAAUAGUGGAGCUGGCACGGGACUGCCUGGGCAAGUCCCAGGAAGCCCUCAUCACCUCCCGCUACUUCCUGGAGCUGCAGGAGAAGCUAGAAAAGAUGCUCCAAGAUGCUCAUGAGCGCUCAGAGAGUGAGGAAGUCGCUUUCAUCAUCCAGCUGGUGAGGAAGCUGCUGAUUGUGAUCUCCCGCCCAGCCCGCCUGUUGGAAUGCCUGGAGUUCGACCCCGAAGAAUUUUACCAUCUCUUAGAGGCAGCAGAAGGCCAUGCCAAAGUGGGUCAAGGAAUCAAGACUGACAUCCCCCGCUAUAUCAUCGGUCAGCUGGGUCUUGCCAAGGACCCCUUGGAGGAAAUGGUUCAGCUGGGUCAUUUUGACAGUAGCACCACCAUCACCCCAGAAAACAGCGAUUCCCCAGAGAGUCGGGCUUUAGCUGCUCCCUCCCGGAGAAAACCCUGUGAGAGCGAUUUUGAAACCAUCAAGCUGAUCAGUAAUGGGGCAUAUGGGGCCGUUUACCUGGUGAGGCAUAAGGACACCCGGCAGCGCUUUGCUAUAAAGAAAAUCAACAAGCAGAACCUCAUCCUCCGGAACCAGAUCCAACAGGUGUUCGUGGAGAGAGAUAUCCUGACCUUUGCGGAGAACCCUUUCGUCGUGAGCAUGUUCUGCUCCUUUGAGACCAAGCGGCACCUGUGCAUGGUCAUGGAAUAUGUGGAAGGUGGAGACUGCGCCACGCUGCUGAAGAACAUGGGGCCCCUGCCCGUGGACAUGGCCCGCAUGUACUUUGCCGAGACGGUCCUGGCCCUGGAGUACCUGCACAACUAUGGCAUCGUUCACCGGGAUCUCAAGCCCGACAAUUUGUUAAUCACUUCCUUGGGCCACAUCAAGUUGACUGACUUUGGGCUCUCAAAGAUCGGGCUGAUGAACAUGACCACCAACCUCUAUGAAGGGCACAUCGAGAAGGACGCCCGGGAAUUUAUCGACAAGCAGGUCUGUGGGACACCCGAGUACAUUGCUCCAGAAGUGAUCUACCGCCAGGGCUAUGGAAAGCCAGUGGACUGGUGGGCCAUGGGCGUCAUCCUCUACGAGUUCCUUGUCGGCUGUGUCCCAUUCUUUGGGGACACCCCCGAGGAGCUCUUCGGACAGGUGGUCAGCGAUGAGCUGAUCUGGCCCGAGGGAGAUGACGCUCUGCCCGCCGAUACUCAGGAUCUGAUCACCAAGCUUCUCCGGCAGAGCCCCCUGGACCGCUUAGGCACUGGUGGCACCCAUGAGGUGAAGCAGCAUUCCUUCUUUCACAACCUGGACUGGAAUGGGCUCCUGAGGCAUAAGGCAGAAUUCAUUCCCCAGCUGGAGGCCGAGGACGACACCAGCUACUUUGACACCCGUUCGGAAAGAUACCACCACCUGGGUUCAGAAGACGAAGAAACAAAUGACGAGGAGUCCUCUACAGAAAUCCCACAGUUUUCCUCCUGCUCACACCGGUUCAGUAAGGUGUAUAGCAGUUCAGAGUAUCUGGCUGCUCACCCCAACCUGAACCCUGAGAAAAGCUGUAGUGAAGACAAAGAAGACCGGACAGACAGGUGGGAUAAAGGUGCUGGAGAGGAGGAGAAGAAUCGCCGUUCAUAUACCGAAAUCAGGUUGAGAUCAUGGACCUCUUCUGGUUCCUCACGUCACUCUUCCUCCCAACCUGAGCGGAGUCAAAGCUCCUCCGUGCUGACCAGCACCUACAGCGUGGACACGAUGCCAAAGUUUGCCUUCUCCUCUGAGGAUGAGAGUCCCAGCCAAGGUCCCUCAAAGCCAGAGAAGCCCAUCUUUGUGCUGGGGGAGCCCGAGGGACCACCAGUGAGAGGAACGGCCAAAUCGUCAGCCUUAUCAGCUGAAAUGGCCAAUCUGAGUCACAUCCGGUUAAGGAGUAACAGUACGGGGACCAAAAGCUGUACGCCCCGGGGACUGGAGACUGGUUUGGGCCGACGUCUCGGGCAGAAGGAAACACCCGAGAAACAGAAGAUCUCUCCAGGAGGCCGAGUCCCCAAAUCUGCCUCGGUCUCAGCAUUAUCACUGAUUAUCACUUCAGAUGACUGCAGUGGCGGGGCCCUCAUGAGCCCGAUAUCCCCCCACUCCAUCUCCUCUAACCCUUCAUCCCGAGACUCCUCUCCAAGCCGGGAUUCCUCACUCGGAAUCACCAGCCUGCGGCCGCCUAUAGUCAUCCACAGCUCUGGCAAGAAGUAUGGCUUCAACCUGCGGGCUAUCCGAGUCUACAUGGGUGAUAGCGAUGUCUACACUGUACACCAUAUGGUCUGGAACGUGGAGGAAGCAAGCCCUGCUCAUGAAGCUGGACUUCGAGCUGGUGACCUCAUCACCCACAUUAAUGGAGAGUCGGUGCUUGGACUGGUUCACAUGGAUGUGGUGGAGCUGCUGCUUAAGAGUGGCAACAAAGUUUCCCUGAGGACCACUGCGCUCGAAAACACUUCGAUCAAAAUCGGCCCCGCCCGGAAAAACAGCUCCAAGGGUAGAAUGGCCCGAAGGAGUAAGCGAAGCCGGAAAAAAGAGAGUCAAGACAGGAGGAAAUGCCUUUUCAAAAAGAUCUCCAAGCAAUCGACUGUCCUGCAUGCUAGCCGCAGCUUCUCCUCCGGGCUCCACCAUUCCCUGUCUUCCAGUGAGAGUCUUCCCGGAUCCCCUACACACAGUCUGUCUCCGGGGCCCGGCACUCCCUGUCGAAGCCCCGCUCCUGACCUCCCACCUGAUGCUGCCUCUCCCCAGAGUACCUCCCCGUCCUCCAGCACCCCCACCUCCCCUGCAGGACACAUCCGCCCCAGCUCGCUGCACGGGCUGGCACCAAAGCUCAGCGGUCAGCGGUACAAAGUGGGCCGGCGCAAAUCCACGAGCAGCAUCCCUCCCUCUCCGCUGGCCUGCACGCCUUCCCCAGGACCCCAGCCUCCCUCACCCCAGAGGUCCCCCUCCCCCUUGCCAGGCUACCCCAAAACCCUCCAUGCCCUCCAGGGCAAGACCCUGUCGCCGCCCACCAUCGUCCGGCAGGCGGCCCGCCCCCGGAGCGCGGAGGCCCCCAGGUCUCCUCUCCUGAAACGGGUGCAGUCGGCCGAGAAGCUCGCUACGUAUUUGGCGGAGAAGAAGAGCCUGGGUAGCCGGAAAUGCCUCACCCUGGAAAUGCCCUCAGGAGCCGGUGCCUACCCCGAGGACCCGGAGGCGCAAACGUCCCCCGGGGCCGGGAGCGUCGGGCCCGGAGAGCACCCCGGCCGGGCCGCCUACGCGGGAACCCCGAGCCGGGGGCGAGACUGGGCUGGAGAGAGGCACGAGCGGGACCGGGAGGUGGUGGUCAUGCGGCGGCUGAACCUCUCAGAGCGCCGAGACUCAUUCAAGAAACAGGAAGCGGUACAGGAGGUGAGCUUCGAUGAGCCCGAGCUCCCGGCUCUGGGAAACGACGAGGGCCCGAAGGCCGAGACAGAGCAGGAGAGCGACCUGGGCUGGUGGAGGCAGCCGGCCCGUCGCGGCUCCUGGGUGGAGUCCAGGACAUGUCUGAGCACCCGAGUGGGACUCAGUCAAUCCUCAGAGCGUCUCCCCCAGGAGCAGAAGCCCCCGCCCGUGCCCCAGAUUGCCGUGCAGGGCUCCGAAAGCGAUGAGCCAGAGCCCACCCAGGCCGAGUGGGAGUGCCAGGGCUCUUACUCCCCACCCCACCGGCUGAUGGCCAAGGUCUAUAUUGAGCAGACAGAUGGGACAAAGGCAGUAGAAUACAAGAGCCUCUCAUCCCAGUGGCGAGACAGCAGGGAGACAAGGGACUUCUGUGCAGGGCAGGAUCCUUCCCCAGCAGGAGCCCCUCGGCCCGGGGCAGGCAAAGAACUGCAGGCGGCCAAGUCGUUCCCCAGCGUGCAGGCGGCGGCGGCGGCGGCGGCGGCGGCGGCGGGAAGCCAGGAACGGGUGAGACCCGGCUCUCGGACACUCGGAAAAAGCGAAGCGGAAGCGGCCGGGCAGGCUCAGAGGAAAAAGGAUGAGUGAUGCCGGAAGGGGAAAGGGGGCCCCGGGGAAGAUUGCUCAAGGGAGGAGCACCUGUCAGAGCUCUGCCGUCUCGCCACCGGGACUCGGCUGGAACAUUCAUGCGGCUCAGCGCCCCCCUCCGCCCCCCCCCCCCCCCCCCAAAUGCCCAUCUCCAUCUCUAAUAAAAAGUUGAGCUAAUG